Messenger RNA from Tarenaya hassleriana, 1103 nucleotides. RefSeq lists its product as uncharacterized. The transcript has 2 exons. NCBI's taxonomy places the organism in Eukaryota, Viridiplantae, Streptophyta, Magnoliopsida, Brassicales, Cleomaceae. Gene Ontology annotation, biological process: protein dephosphorylation. The coding region runs from base 13 to 825 and encodes 270 amino acids. The record is from RefSeq and is a predicted model, not a curated record. Gene Ontology annotation, molecular function: protein tyrosine/serine/threonine phosphatase activity.
GAUGAACACCUUAUGAGUUCGAAUCAAAAUAAUCCAGCAAUAAUCUGCGAAUACAGAAGCAAGAAGAUGGGAUUAGGGAUAUCGAUCCUCGUUGGUCUGAAAUCCCUCGUCUGUUUCCUCGUCUUCGUCUUCCUCAGAAACCACGGCUUCUCACUGAUCUCAAUACCUUUCUUCUACACUUCCCUCGUCUCUCUCCUUGUCUGCGUCGCUUCUCACCCUUCAAUCGAUCUUCCUCUUCUUCUCGGCAAAAACCCAGAUGGGUCGUUUCCUCUUUGGUCGAUCAUCGUCUUCAGUCCCUAUCUUUACUUCGUUAGGGUUUUCUCCGCGCUUCGUAGAUUCGUCAGUGGAGAAGAGCCCUACAACGAGAUCUGCGAGGGCUUGUUCGUCGGUGGAUGGCCGUCGUCGGAGCAGAGGAUACCACCGGGAAAUCCGGCGAUAAUCGAUUGCACUUGCGAGUUCCCGAGGAGAGAUGAGUUUAGAGGGAAUGCCUAUUUCUGUGUCCCGACAUGGGACACGAGAGCUCCUAGGGUUCAUCAGAUUGAAUCCGCUGUCAAGUGGGGGUGUCGGAAAAGGGCUUUGAAUGUUCCGGUGUUCGUCCAUUGCGCCUACGGUCACGGGAGAAGCGUGGCGGUGACAUGUGCGUUACUAGUUGCGUUAGAAGUAGUGGAUGACUGGAAGAUGGCCGAGAGAUAUAUCAAGCAGAAGAGGCCGUACAUUCGUAUGAAUGCUCUUCAUCGUAAAGCACUGGAAGAGUGGUCGCAGAAUCGGGUGGGUUACCCGAAGAGCAGGGCCGGGAUCCAUGUUAACGAAAAGAGAACCGAUUGAUCCAUCUUCUCGGUUACCAGUCUUUUCGGGUAUUGAUCGAAACGCUGUUUUAACAUUCACUCAGAAGUUCGAACUUUCUCAGUGCGAUGUAUUGUUUGGUCUUUUUAGGUCUUUGCAGUUCAGAACUUUCAGACACAGCUGAAAUGUUGCCAGUUGUGUGAGUGAAAGGCAGCAAACGCUGUCACUCUUUUCUCAAGAGUUAUCUCAUACAAAGGGAAAAUGAUGACGUGUUUUUACAUAAUUUUAUUUGAAUUUCUAAAUUAAACUAUAAUUUUACA